Messenger RNA from Closterium sp. NIES-67, 1185 nucleotides. Lineage: Eukaryota; Viridiplantae; Streptophyta; Zygnematophyceae; Desmidiales; Closteriaceae. The record is from the annotation of a GenBank genome assembly.
CACCCCCUUAUGCAAAAUGUCUAUCGUAGUGUACCUGGACGAUAUCCUAAUAAACUCCAAGAUGAUGGACGAACACAUACGUCACCUACGGCAAGUGUUAGAAAUCGUUCGGAAGGAACAGAUCUACGCCAAACUCUCAAAAAGCGAGUUCGCGUUGAAUCAAGUUCCCUUCUUGGGACACGUCGCCAGCGCACGCAGAGUAUACGCGAACCCCAAAAAGAUCGAAGAAGUAAAGCAGUGGAAGUAGCCCGAGAACGUGAAGGAGCUUCAGCAGUUCCUCGGCUUUGCCAACUACUACAACCACUUCGUCCCCAACUAUGCCGAGAUAGUAGUACCGCUCACAGAGUUACUGAAAAAGGAGUGCCUUUUUGGUGGGGGGAGAUGCACACACAAGCUGUGGAGAAGCUGAAACAAGCCUUAACUUUGGCACCAGGCCUGAUCCUACCUGACCCAGAUAAGGACUACGUUCUCGAAGCUGACGCCAGUAAUGCAGUCGUGGGAGUAGUACUCAUGCAAGAUCGUGGCAAAGGGUUGCAACCUAUUGCAUACCUUAGCACGAAAUUGUAUGGAGCGCAGCCGAACUAUCCCAUACAUGGCAAAGAUGCUUUAGCCAUCAUCAUCGCCUUAAAAAAUUGGCGUUGCCACCUGGAAGGAGCGACAACAACGGUCUACACCGACCAUUGCAGCCUGAAGUUCGCAGCAAGACAUGAUGCAAUCAUGGUGGUUAUUGAAAAAUUCUCAAAAACGGGCCACUUCCUCGCCACGCACGCCAACACCACUAUUGCAGAAACAGCUCGCCUGUUCUUCCACCAAGUCGCUUACCUCCUUGGGAUCCCUAGGACUUUGAUUUCUGAUAGAGAUCUGAAGUUCACUAGCAAGUUCUGGAAGGAACUCAUGCGACUCCUUGGAACCCGUCUGGCGAUGUCAUCCACUUACCAUCCACAGACUGAUGGGCAGACAGAACGACCGAACCUGAUCGUGGAACAGUUGCUGAGGUUUGCCUGCAUGGACAAAACAAGAAAGUGGGACCAGCCAGUUACCUCUACUGGAAUUUUCUUACAACAACGCUACCCACUCUGCUACGGGACAAACACCAUUCUUCAUUUGCUAUGGAUGGCUUCCCCUCACUCCACAACAACAUCUUGUUCCUGCUCAAGAUGACAUUUUUCCGCCUACUCCUAUCAU